CGUGGAUUAUUCUGUGCCACCUCACCGAUAUGCGUACGCGGCUAAUAUACGGCCCGAUGUUCGCGGUUACAUUAGCCGUGAUCACACUUGUGAUACACAAUGGUGUGUAUGCAAGUUUUAGUCAGAAAACCAGUGGUGUGUUCUCGAGGAGUGGCGCUUUAGUGGCGCCGCAUCCCUCGACUAUCGCAAAGCUCAGGUUGCUUGAUGCGUUAAGUCAACCGCCAAAGGACCCAAAUGCAACUGAGGAUGAGUCUAAGGUAGCAGAAAAAUCACCUGAAGCUUCAACUAAUGCCCCGGAAAAACCCGCUGAAACCUCAGAACCCACGGUGUCGAAUCAGACUGCUGCUAGUUCAGAGCCAGAUCAAAACAGUGUGGAUGCAUCGGCACAGAAUGCUGAUCAGUUUGGUGGGUUUAGCGACAAUUUGUCCAUGCCUAAUGGCGAAGCAUGGCAAGGUGUCAGUGACUCCCCUCUUCAAGAGCACGCUGCAGCUACGAACACAGCCAAUCUCGCCGUUCUAGAAAAAUGCAUCGGCAUUGAAGGAUUCUCUCAACCUUUCACUAACGGCAUUAGUGAUGAAUUCCAUUUGCUAUUGCAAAGCAGAAAAACUGCAAGCAUGGUCGAUGCAUACAUGUCCUAUGCACUGAAGCUAGAGGCCAUCGAAAAGGAGUCUUACAAACGAAGAGUUAAGCUAGUAGAAGAGAAAAGCGAUGCCAUUGGCUUUGUCGAUUUUAGCGAACGUCAGCGCGGAAGCCUCAUGCCAGAAGUGAACAAGGAAGCCAUGAAGGUCGCAGGAGUGACAUCACUGUUGCAACUUGGUGAGUAUGCUGGACCCACACCCACGUCGAAGAGCGCUAACACAGCAAAGGCCGACGCCAUCCAAGCAAACCAAACCAAAAUCACCACAUCAGGAAAUGGACAGCAAACGACUACCGAAGAACCCAUUACAUGGAAACGCAAUGGCGCAGUACAAGAGGCAAUAUUGAGCAAGGCUCUUCUGCUACUAGGCGGUGAUUCCGAGCCUGAAACCUAUAAAAGAUUGACGAACAUGGCCACUGCAUUGGGAUACCACACCGCCGAAGGCAAAGAUAAGACCCCGAAGAAGAAGACGGUCGCACUAAGUUUGGGUAUGGAACUAUUUUGCGUUUGCGGCAACAACCCAUUCUUGCUAGGUCACCUCGCUACAAACAUGUUGGCUUAUACCCAAUACAACAUGUUUUUUGCAGGCGGUUCAGGACGCCCAUUCUACACAUGGCUUGAUCUUGUGUCAUCAGGUAAUCUGGACAUGUUGGACCGCAUGUGUGGUACUAAGCGUGGACCCAAGUACAAAAGGAGCUCUGAUGGUUCAGUCACGGUCAACAAAAAACGCAGAAGGAAGGAUGAUCCCGACCUUGAUGCUGACGGUGUAUUCUUAUGCAACCUUUUGGAAAUCCUGCUUAUCUCUAUUGACGCAUCUAUUGACGACAUGGGUCAGCUGCUCAGCAAGCAUGGUGUGCCAUACGAACAUCACAUCGGCCCCGUUGCCAACGGGCGUAGGAUGCAGUCCGUACUAUGUUCUAACAAGAAAGAUGCUGCUAUUUCUGUACGUUGCGAUUUUGUUUCAAGCACACUUAAUACUACCAAGAUAUUCGAAGGAAAGUCGAAGGACGAAGGGACAGAUCUCUGGAUGCGUUUGAGAGAAGCUUUUGAUUUCUUCAAGCUACUCAGCGAUGUAAACCUCGACACCGAGCAGAGAACCACGUGGAUGCAAAUGAUUUCUGACCCUAGGAAAUACACGUCCAUCCUAGAGUAUGCGAUAAAAUUUGACAACAAGAUGUUCACAGGAAAGAAAAGAACAUGGAUGCUUGCAUACAAAAGCGUUGAAAGCAAGGUCACACCAGGAUUGGAUAACGUAAACCUGGAUAUACACUCUGCCAUAUCGAUGCUGGAUAGCAAGGCUGCCAACAAUUCUAAAAAGAAUCACCCACUGAAACGAGCCCUCCUAUACAUGUCAGCGUCGGGAAUCAAGCAAUGGGUUGUUAACAACCUUGAAAACUUGCAUGAAAGAUUUGGUUUCCCACCAUCCGCAUUACUGGGAGGCAAUUUAGCUCCAUACUUUAGACAGGUCGCACAAAGCACCAGUGGAGGUUUGGGACACAUUGUAUUGUACCAUAUGUUAACAUCACAAAACCCUGCAUACGAGCUAAUCGCAGAUAUGAAUGGUUUCAGGGGAGGUAACAUGUUGUACAACAUUGUGGAAUCGUCUAACAUGUUUAUCCCAGCCAGUCUUAAACGCGGCAUCAAAUGGAUGCUCAAAGGUGGGUUAGCACAGGAAUUCAGACGCGAGAAGGCCAAACACACACUUUUGCAAUUGCUACCAGUGGAGCUCCUGAGGAAGGCAAUCAGCUGCAUCACAUUUGUAACACACUCUCUAGCAGACAUCCAGAUCAAUCAGAAUGCUGAAGUAUUUGGCCGCGGUUUACUAGCUGACAAAGAUAGGAUCAAGAAACACUUCGUUGCUGGAGGCUACAUCAACCAUGUCGAUAGCAUCAUAAAGGAAUGGUCCGAUGAAGGUUAUACCGACGCUAUUGCUAAGAAAGUUAAACAAGGAGAGGACCUCAACAAGGAAGACAUGGAAGAUGCAAACAUACACAACAUUGUCCAUACUGAGUCGCUUAGAUGGGAGAAACACUUAAACUCGUUGAUUUUGGACGGUUACAAUGCAUUCCUCGAUUUACCCUCAAUCAAGGUACUCGAUGGCAGGCACUCAUUGAUAUAUGAAAUCGUCAAGGACAGUAGGGACAAUCUUGAACAACACCUAGAUGAAACUAUUUUCUUCGGACGCGUUGUUAACCCACCCGAAUACAACAACAAGUGGAAACGUGCGUUUGACAGGGCUGCCAAGGUAACCAAGUCAAUAUUAAACAGAACGCAGCACAAGGUCGAACAUGCGGUGUGGUUUGGUGUCAAGCUUAACUACCAACACAUAAUUGAAGUGGUCGAGGAGCUCAACCGAAUAUCCAACGUAAUAUCGCCGACAGAAUCAUACAAUUUACAGGAAGCUUUUGGCCACAUCAUCGAUGACGCAGUCGCAGUUGUAUCCAAUGACGAAUUCAGGAGACCUUCUUCUACACAAGAAAAUCUAGGUAUACCAGGAAUAAACCCUCUCUACACAAGAAUGGCACCGGAUGAACGUAAACUCGAGUUCCAACAAGGUAUGUGUGGACAACACUGUGGAGCCAUAUGGAGAGCACUUUUGGCAUUUACCAUGAACGCCUUACGAAGUCCAGCGUCUAUCAAGACCUUUGAAAAUACACUACGUCAGGGUACAUCGCUCAAAGAUAUGGAAAAGCCAGAAUUUGUCAACUCUCUAAGAUUCAUUCUCAAGGGCGAUGCAAUGUUGCAUAUGUAUGAUAGCAUGUUACCAAGGAAGAUGAAGCGCGAGCUCAGAGCAAUCAAGUACGGUAAAGCAUUCUACUUUGCAAACAUCAUGAAAAUGGCCUCUACACUUCUAGGCAUGAUAGGUUUCAGGUACACAUCUAACAUGCUACGGAUCCAGGCACCGUAUUUCGGUAACAUGAUUGUUAGAUGGGAUCGCGAAAGAGAAAAGUCCAGAUCAAAGGCUAUAUUUUCAUACCUUUCUAUCGGUACCAUGGCCACCUACUCCAUAUUACAGUGCGCUGAUAUUGCCCAGCAUGCGGCAGACGUUGGUGUUGGUCCCGCAGAAUCUUGCUUCAUUAUGGUCAAGCCCCCGGCUCUACACUGCGUGUUGAAACCCGUGGAAACCCUCAUGAAAUCAGCAUUGACCAUCGGUGUUCAGGAUACACUUGCAGUCACUGUACUGGGACUUAUUGGACCAUACUUCUUUUUACCCAUGAUGGCUUAUGCCUCAUGGAACAUCUUAAAACACCACUUCAAGGUGUUACAUCGUCUAGAUAUCGCGUUAUCCGGAACUUUCAAACGCAUGUGGAGCAAGAUUUCCUCAUUAUCAGUAACUAAGAAACUCACGUCAUGGUUCCACAAACGUCGUGAAUAUCGCAAGGAAAUAGAAUCUAAGGGCUUAAUGGCCAUGAAGAACAGGCAGUCGGCAAGCGGUGAAAAGACCCAAGGUGGCGUCGCUGUCGAUGAAGAAAUGCUAAAGAAGGAUGACAAUUUCUCAUACACAGUUUUUAGCUGAUGGCAGUGCCAUCAUUGUCAUAGCCAUCCGUGAUGGCAGGUUGAACAUUUGUAAUGUUUACCCACAUUUU
Molecule: messenger RNA, 4224 nt
Organism: Babesia bovis T2Bo
Lineage: Eukaryota; Apicomplexa; Aconoidasida; Piroplasmida; Babesiidae
Exons: 1
Coding region: 30-4154 (1374 amino acids)
Biological process (GO): adhesion of symbiont to microvasculature
Source: RefSeq, a predicted model, not a curated record